This is a messenger RNA of Ectocarpus siliculosus, 3391 nucleotides long. NCBI's taxonomy places the organism in Eukaryota, Phaeophyceae, Ectocarpales, Ectocarpaceae. The record is from the annotation of a GenBank genome assembly.
AUGAGCAGAGCAUGCACACUCCUGGCGUGUGGCGUGAGCUUGCAGAGCUGGGUUUGCACGGAUGGGUUCGCCGGCAACGCGUGGAGGUCCUCGCCCAGCGGCAACAAGGCAGAAAAAACUGCAACACAUACGUGUGUGGCGGCACCACCCGCGGAGGCCGCCACGGCCGGCUGGCAACAAAGGAGACCAGCAGCACGUGUUUUAGCGUCGCGUAGCAGCUGCCGCCGUGUGUCCGGCGCAACGAUAGCAUGUAGCCGGACCGAGUCCGCCUCUACGCUCCAGGUGCAAGAGAACGGCGGGGGCGACACGCAGCAGCUGGGGGAUGCGCCGUGGGAAGAUGGCGAAGGCGCUGCUGCUGAUGAGAUCGAGGCAGCCGGGGCAGGAGGAGCGAGCACUCCAUCGGGGACAGACGAGGAGGAUCGAAGCAAGCGACGUAAGCGCAAGCCGGUCACUGCCAACGGCGGAAGGAACAAGCUGUUCGACCUCCUGAAUGACCUGGAAGGCGGCGGGGGAGGGGGUCUCGAGGCGAUCGAGUUGCUGGGCGUGGAGAAGACGGCGCAUGGGGUGGGCGGCAGCAGCAGUAGCAUGUUGCUGGAGGGAGCUGCAGGUCAGGAACAUGUAGUAGAUCAUGUGGCGCUCCCACCGCAGCAUCAGAUGGAAGAGGAGGAGGAGGGGGAGGAGGAGGGAGCUGAGCAAGAGUUGCUGUCGGAGCCGCGCAAGAAGUCUGCUGGGCGAAAGUUCUCGAGGCGGCAAGGGCGCGUGCCCCCGCUGACGAGGAGCCAGUCAGAGGAGUGGAGAGUCCUUCCCAUGGCGGAGAGGAUCCAAGAGAUUCGGCACAGCAAGAUGAAGAAGAAGGACCCGAUGAAGGAAGAGAAGUGCAUGGAGGUGAUGCAGAUGUUGGACAAGGUGAAGGAGGAGCACGGGGAGAGGGGUCUCGGGCUGACGUUCAUCUACAGCCUCGGGAUGAGGACGUGCCUCGACUUCGGACAACCGGAGAAAGUUAUUGCGCUCUUCAGCGAGUUGAAGACCUUCAAGGAAAGCCCUCCUAACAGGCAAGCUUUCGAGGCGGCGUCCAUUGCCCACAGCCAGCUCAAACAAGGGGAUGCCGCAAUGGAGGUGAUUUUGGAGAUGAAGGAGUCGGGCUGGUUGCCGACGGAACGGGCGUACAAAACUCUCUUGGAAACUAUCAGAGGGACCGAGGGCGCGUCAGCGGUUGCGAACCGUGUCAUACAGCUCUACGUUGAAGACGAAGACCCGGAGGGGGGGGGUGCCGGCCUUCUGCCGACGAGCAUGGACUUGUGCCACCAGUACCUCAUGGUGCUGGCGUGGGCGAACGAGUGGGAGCAGGCACUGGAGUUCUUCUUCAAGCUGGUGGAGCGAGGGCAGCCUCACCCGGACCAGAACUGCUACAACGCCGCGCUGCACGCGCUCAACAGGAGCGAGCGCUGGGAGGAGACCAUCCGGGUGAUGGAGGCCUUCCGGUCGCACGUGCGGCUGAUGCAGCACCAGCAGCUGGAAGCGCCCAAGCCGAUGAGGAGCUUGUUCCUCUCUGCCUUGUCGACCCUGCUCAGAGUGGCGAAGCGGACCGAAGGCGUCGAAGGGUACGACGAGCAGGAGAGCGAGGCCGCCAUGGACGAGGCUAUAAAGGUCUGGAAGGAGCUCAAGGCGUCGGGCAUGUACGAGGGCAUAUCCCCCUACAGCGCCGGGAGACUGCUGCACCCCCUCUUCAACGCCUGCGACAAGCACGCGAAGUACUGGCCGACGGCCCUGGAGGUGUUCGACCUCAUGGAGAGCUACGAAUACAGCCCGGACAAGAGCGAUGAUAGGUGGAGAGAUGAGGAGAAGGCCAGCGGGUGGAGGGGAGGCGAUGGGGGCAUCUCGGCCGACGAACGCAUGGCCAAAGAGGAGGACAGGACAGCUCCGACAGCGGGCGAGUACCGUUCGAUGCUGCACAUCUUGAGCCACAGCAGGGACGCGGAGCGGGGGGCGAACUGGGAGAGGUCGAUGGAGCUCCUGAGGGAGGCUCAGGAGAACGAGCUACCCAUCUCGGAGAGUUCCUUUCAGACAGUGAUGACCGAUCUCGGGUUCGCCGGAGAGGUCGACCUCGCGUUUUCCAUCUACGACGACAUGCGUAUGGCCGGCAUCCCCCCCUCGCUCGACACCUACAACCGCCUGCUAGGGGUCUGCGAGAAGAACAAAGAGUGGGAUCGCGCCUUCAAGAUCCUGGACGAGAUGAGCGAGCUUGCCAUCAAGCCGGAUAUUGUUUCCUUUGGCGCUGCGAUCAGCGCGUGUGGAAAGGGGCUGGAAUGGCGGAGGGCCCUCGCGCUGCUGGUACGCAUGCAGCACGACGGGAUUGAGCCCAACCUCCAGUGCUUCAACAACGUGAUCCACGGGCUUGGGCUUGCGGGGGAGUGGAAGCGGGCGGAGGCGAUGAUGGAGGUCAUCCACAAGACUGGCCUGGUGCCGGACAGCUACACGUACAAUAGCAUGGCCAUGGCGUAUGCCUCGGCGGGAGAGUCUGACAUGGCCCUGGACGUGCUGGACACGAUGGAGAAGAACGGGGUCCAGCCGGACAAGGUAACGUACGGCACUCUCAUGAAGGCCUGCGACGGGGAGGGCGCUUUCAGCAUCAUGCGGUCUCUCAUGGAUGAGAUGGAGCAAAGAGGCAUUCCCAUGACGGUGCACCACUACACUACCUGCAUCGACGCGGCCAACAGGAUGGAAGGGACCGGAAUGGGGUGGGAGUUGUGGAGGCAGAUGGGCGUCAAGGGCGUGGAGCCCAACAACUACGCCUACAGCGCCAUCAUCACCACGGCUGCGAUAGACAGGGACGUCAGGACUGCGCUGAGGCUGCUCGAGGAAAUGAAAACGAAGGGGAUCAGCAUCGACGUCGUGAGCUACACGAGCGCCAUCUGCGCGUGCGGUCCUGACUGGCUCCUGGCGCUCGACGUCCUCGAGGAGAUGGACAAGGACGGCGUUGCGCCCAACCUCCUCUCCUUCACCGCGGCGAUGGGGGCGUGCUUCAAGGGCGAAGAGCCUCGGGAGGUGAUCAACGUCUUCAACAGGAUGAAAGCGGCGGGCGUAGCGCCGGACCUGCGGGCCUACAACCUCGCCAUCAUGGCCCACGACGCGGACGAGAACCACUACGGCCGCGCUAGCCUCGAGGCCGAGCUGACGGAGGCCGGGCUGAGCCUCCAGGACAAGGAGUGGGAGACGGCGUGGGUGCCUCCCCCUGACCUCGGCGGAGCGUUCUCGGAGAUCGGCGAGCCGGGGUACGACGUGGGGCCACCCCGCAAAGCGGGGGGGGGCAGGUGGGGGGACCAGGGGUCGGGGGGGGGCAGCAGCUACGGGCAGUUCGAAGAUUACGAGGGGGGGGGUAUUUUUAUUUUUU